Molecule: messenger RNA, 930 nt
Organism: Triticum dicoccoides
Lineage: Eukaryota; Viridiplantae; Streptophyta; Magnoliopsida; Poales; Poaceae
Product: protein FAR1-RELATED SEQUENCE 4-like
Exons: 2
Coding region: 1-930 (309 amino acids)
Molecular function (GO): zinc ion binding
Source: RefSeq, a predicted model, not a curated record
AUGACCUUUGAUACUGAGAAUGAGGUGCGAGAGUACUACAACAACUACGCUAAAGCAAAGGGCUUUGGUGUGACAAGAAGAAGCUCAAACAAUGAUGAUAAUGGACAGCUGAAGUAUCUUACACUUUCGUGCUCUCGGCAUGGUAAGACUCAGUCCAGAUCAAGAAAUAUGUUGAAACCAAAUCCAACAACCGGGUUAGGAUGUAAAGCUAAAAUCAAUAUUACCCGUGGUCCUGAUGGGAAGUUUCAUCUUUCAACUGUCAUUUUAGAUCAUAAUCAUACAUUAAGUCCACACAAGUCUCGGUUAUUCAGAUGCAACCAAAAGUUAGACUUCCAUGUGAAGCGAAGGCUUGAGCUGAAUGACCGGGCUGGAAUUCGAGUAAACAAGAAUUUCAAUUCUUUUGUUGUGGAAGCAAAUGGUCAUGAGAACCUAACUUUUGGUGAGAAGAAUGCUCGCAAUUUUCUAGAGAAAACAAGAAGGUUGAAACUUGGCAGAGGUGAUGCUGAAGCAGUUAGUGAUUAUUUUGUCAAGAUGCAAUCUGACAACCCAAUUUUUUUCAGUGUCAUGGACCUUGAUGAUGAAUCUCGACUAAGGAAUGUCUUUUGGGCUGAUGCAAGAAGUAGAGCAGUGUAUGACUCUUUUCAUGACGUCGUUAGUUUUGACACAACAUAUUUGACGAACAAAUAUGAUAUGCCUUUUGCUUGUUUUGUCGGAGUGAAUCAUCAUGGACAAUCAGUUUUGCUUGGAUGUGCUCUAUUAUCAAAUGAAGAUACUGAAACAUUUGUUUGGUUAUUUCAAGCAUGGCUCACAUGUAUUGAGGAAGAGUUUGAAGUUAAGUGUUCAUGUCGCCACUUUGAGUUCAGGGGGAUUCUCUGUAGGCAUGUGUUAUAUGUGCUCACUCACAAGAAAAUCAAGGAGGUUCCUCCAUAA